Ilex paraguariensis (yerba mate) is the source of this 5166-nucleotide messenger RNA. Lineage: Eukaryota; Viridiplantae; Streptophyta; Magnoliopsida; Aquifoliales; Aquifoliaceae. The record is from the annotation of a GenBank genome assembly.
AUGGCAGUUCCUUGUUCAAUUACCUACCAUUCUGAUUUGUUUGUAGCAUCCAUGGGUCCCGAAAGAAUAGUCACUAACCAUACUGUCUCCCAUGCAUGUUCUGUUUCAGGCUUUCAGCCCUUUGUUUGGCCAAAAAGUUUUCAAAGGUCCGAAGCUUUUGGUGAAGAAAAGAGAGCAAUGGAUAUGAGCACCAAGUUUUCCUCGUCAUCCAAGCCAAGUAACAGUGAGGAUAAAAAAGUAACCCUGCCAGUAGAUUUGGGUCCUGCAGAUGAUCAAGCUGUUGAAAAAGAAGAAGGGGAAUGGUCUGAUGUCGAGGGCUAUGCUGAUGCCUACAGAGGCUGUAGUAUGCAUGGACGAUCAAUUACUGGAGCCGAUAAAGAUCCACAGGGGAAAAGUUUGGUUGGCAUGAUGGAUCAUAGUGAUGCUGCUAUGGCUGCGAAAGAUGUUCCUCAGAAUACUGAAAGUGUUAAGGAUGAAAAUAUUGAUCAUGCUUCUAUUGGAUUGGAUUCAGAUACAAACGAUAAGAAAAGCAAUAAUGGCCUAAAUUCAGAAGGCAGUUGCAAAGGUGGUCAGGAAGAUUCUGCAUUGGUUUCAAAACAGAAAAAGAUUAAAGGAGUUGAAGCAAAUCAUGCACUAAAGUACUCGAAUAAUCAUGGAAAGCGGCCCACGUUUGACCCACACAAGGAAGCAAUGCUAGGAAAGAAGCGUAGUAGGCAGACCAUGUUUUUUAACUUGGAAGAUGUCAAGCAAGCUGGUCCUAUUAAAAGCUCAACUCCUAGAAAGCAGAACUUUCCAGCACCUAUUGCGACUCAUACCGUGAAGGAACUGCGUCCUAUUCUUCCAUCUUGUGAAAGAAUCAGAGAAAAGCAGAUUCAGCUGACAAUCAAGGAUGCAAAACAAGUUGAUUUAUCAAGUAAUGAUCGGAACGGUUAUCUAGAAACUGAUGACUCUAAAUCUCAAUAUAAUGGUGACAUAAAUUCAGAACUUCCAGCUCAGCCAAGGAGGCUGAAUAGUUCGACAGGUCUUGCUGCAGCGGCUCAACCACCACUUCUUCCUAGACAGAGUUCAUGGAAGCAGCCCACAGAUUCAAGGCAGCUUAAGAAUUCACAGGUCUCUAGUAGGAAGCCUGCUCUAAUGAGUCAGAACUCCGUGGAUCUAAAAUGGGGAGUCAAAAGAUUUCCUUCCAAGAAGCAGCCUGUAGUCAGCACUCAGUUUCAAGAUACAUCAGUGGAACGUCUUCUGCGUGAGGUUACAAAUGAAAAAUUUUGGCUUCAUCCAGGCCCACGCAUAGUGGAGGGGAUCCCUGCAGCUUCAUGUGAGGAGGCGGAGCUUCAAUGUGUUCCUGGUUGCUUUGAAUCUGUAGAAGACUACGUCAGAGUAUUUGAGUCUUUGCUUUUUGAGGAGUGUCGGGCGCAGCUUUACAGUACUUGGGAGGAGUUGACUGAAACAAGUUCUAGAGACUUGCAUGUAAUGGUCUGUGUUAAAAGCAUCGAAAGACGAGAAAGAGGAUGGUAUGAUGUGAUACUUCUUCCAGCAAAUAAGUGCAAAUGGACAUUCAAGGAGAGCGAUGUUGCUGUUCUUUCAUCCCCCAGGCCUGGAACAGAGGAGGCGGAGCUUCAAUGUGUUCCUGGUUGCUUUGAAUCUGUAGAAGACUACGUCAGAGUAUUUGAGUCUUUGCUUUUUGAGGAGUGUCGGGCGCAGCUUUACAGUACUUGGGAGGAGUUGACUGAAACAAGUUCUAGAGACUUGCAUGUAAUGGUCUGUGUUAAAAGCAUCGAAAGACGAGAAAGAGGAUGGUAUGAUGUGAUACUUCUUCCAGCAAAUAAGUGCAAAUGGACAUUCAAGGAGAGCGAUGUUGCUGUUCUUUCAUCCCCCAGGCCUGGAACAGUCAGCUUGAAGCCGGGCAAUACCUCGGCAAUCCGAGAUGAGGACGAGCCUGAGGUCAGUGGAUGUGUUGCUGGUACAGUGAGACGUCACACACCUAUUGAUACGCGUGAUCUUCCUGGUGCAACUCUUCAUUUCUAUGUUGGAGACCCAUAUGAUCUGAGCAAGGUUGAUGAUGAUCAUAUACUGAGGAAACUACAUCCCAGAGGCAUCUGGUUCUUAACUGUGCUGGGCUCUCUAGCAACCACCCAAAGGGAAUAUGUUGCCUUGCAUGCAUUCCGUUGCCUCAAUUCACCGAUGCAAACUGCUAUCCUCCGGCCUAGUCCAGAGUACUUCCCAAAAUACGAAGAGCUGCCACCUGCUAUGCCUGAAUGCUUUACACCUAGCUUUGUUGACUACUUGCACAGGACUUUCAAUGGACCCCAACUAGCAGCAAUUCAGUGGGCUGCAAUGCAUACAGCUGCUGGUACGACGAAUGGGAUGGCAAAGAGGCAAGAACCAUGGCCCUUUACCCUAGUUCAAGGGCCUCCUGGGACAGGUAAGACUCACACAGUCUGGGGAAUGCUGAAUGUCAUCCAUCUUGUUCAGUAUCAGCACUACUACACUGCAUUGCUCAAGAAACUUGCACCUAAAAGCUAUAAGCAAAAUACCGAGAGCAGCUCUUAUAGUGUUGCAACUGGAUCCAUAGAUGAAGUGCUCCAGAGCAUGGAUCAGAAUCUCUUUCGCACUCUUCCAAAGCUUUGCCCAAAACCGAGGAUGCUUGUUUGUGCUCCUUCAAAUGCUGCAACUGAUGAGCUGCUUGCACGUGUUCUUGAUCGUGGGUUCAUUGAUGGUGAGAUGAAAGUUUAUCGCCCUGAUGUUGCCCGAGUUGGGGUUGACUCCCAAACACGUGCUGCCCAGGCAGUUUCUGUAGAGCGAAGGACUGAGCAGCUUUUGUUGAAGAGUCGUGAUGAAAUAUAUGGAUGGAUGCACCAGUUAAGAGGUCGUGAAGCUCAAUUAUCUCAGCAGAUGGCUUGCUUGCAAAGAGAACUCAAUGUUGCGGCUGCUGCUAGCUGUGCCCAAGGAUCUGUUGGUAUUGACCCUGACAUUCUUGUGGCUCGAGACCAGAAUCGCAAUAGCUUGCUGCAGAACCUUGCUGCAGUUGUUGAGAACAGGGAUAAAGUUCUUGUGGAAAUGUCCCGCCUUGUCCUUUUGGAAGGCAGGUUUCGUGCUGGUAGCAACUUCAACAUUGAGGAAGCUCGUGCUAAUUUGGAGGCAAGUUUUGCCAACGAGGCUGAGAUUGUUUUCACUACUGUCUCAAGCAGCGGCCGUAAGUUGUUCUCUCGCCUUACUCAUGGUUUUGACAUGGUUGUGAUUGAUGAAGCAGCCCAAGCCAGCGAAGUAGGUGUACUUCCUCCCCUUUCUCUUGGAGCCGCUCGUUGUGUUCUUGUUGGGGAUCCCCAGCAGCUUCCUGCAACAGUUAUCAGCAAGACAGCUGGGACCUUGUUAUACAGUAGAAGCCUCUUUCAGAGGUACUUCUACCAAGGACGCCUUACUGAUGGUGAAAGUGUUGCUAAUUUAUGUGACGAGAUGUACUACAAGGACCCUUUGCUUAGACCUUACAUUUUUUAUGAUAUCACACAUGGUCGAGAGUCUCACCAAGGUGGAUCUGUCUCUUAUCAAAAUGUACAUGAGGCACAGUUUUGUCUUCGUUUGUAUGAGCAUCUUCAAAACACUUUGAAAUCUUUGGGUGUGGCAAAGGUAUCUGUGGGCAUUAUCACUCUGUACAAACUCCAACUGAAAUGCCUUCAGCGGGAGUUUGAGCAUGUUUUAAGUUCUGAAGAAUGGAAAGAUAUUUAUAUCAAUACUGUGGAUGCUUUCCAAGGCCAGGAACGAGAUGUGUAUCAGCACUACUACACUGCAUUGCUCAAGAAACUUGCACCUGAAAGCUAUAAGCAAAAUACCGAGAGCAGCUCUUAUAGUGUUGCAACUGGAUCCAUAGAUGAAGUGCUCCAGAGCAUAGAUCAGAAUCUCUUUCGCACUCUUCCAAAGCUUUGCCCAAAACCGAGGAUGCUUAUUUGUGAUCCUUCAAAUGCUGCAACUGAUGAGCUGCUUGCACGUGUUCUUGAUCGUGGGUUCAUUGAUGGUGAGAUGAAAGUUUAUCGCCCUGAUGUUGCCCGAGUUGGGGUUGACUCCCAAACACGUGCUGCCCAGGCAGUUUCUGUAGAGCGAAGGACUGAGCAGCUUUUGUUGAAGAGUCGUGAUGAAAUAUAUGGAUGGAUGCACCAGUUAAGAGGUCGUGAAGCUCAAUUAUCUCAGCAGAUGGCUUGCUUGCAAAGAGAACUCAAUGUUGCGGCUGCUGCUAGCUGUGCCCAAGGAUCUGUUGGUAUUGACCCUGACAUUCUUGUGGCUCGAGACCAGAAUCGCAAUAGCUUGCUGCAGAACCUUGCUGCAGUUGUUGAGAACAGGGAUAAAGUUCUUGUGGAAAUGUCCCGCCUUGUCCUUUUGGAAGGCAGGUUUCGUGCUGGUAGCAACUUCAACAUUGAGGAAGCUCGUGCUAAUUUGGAGGCAAGUUUUGCCAACGAGGCUGAGAUUGUUUUCACUACUGUCUCAAGCAGCGGCCGUAAGUUGUUCUCUCGCCUUACUCAUGGUUUUGACAUGGUUGUGAUUGAUGAAGCAGCCCAAGCCAGCGAAGUAGGUGUACUUCCUCCCCUUUCUCUUGGAGCCGCUCGUUGUGUUCUUGUUGGGGAUCCCCAGCAGCUUCCUGCAACAGUUAUCAGCAAGACAGCUGGGACCUUGUUAUACAGUAGAAGCCUCUUUCAGAGGUACUUCUACCAAGGACGCCUUACUGAUAGUGAAAGUGUUGCUAAUUUAUGUGACGAGAUGUACUACAAGGACCCUUUGCUUAGACCUUACAUUUUUUAUGAUAUCACACAUGGUCGAGAGUCUCACCAAGGUGGAUCUGUCUCUUAUCAAAAUGUACAUGAGGCACAGUUUUGUCUUCGUUUGUAUGAGCAUCUUCAAAACACUUUGAAAUCUUUGGGUGUGGCAAAGGUAUCUGUGGGCAUUAUCACUCUGUACAAACUCCAACUGAAAUGCCUUCAGCGGGAGUUUGAGCAUGUUUUAAGUUCUGAAGAAUGGAAAGAUAUUUAUAUCAAUACUGUGGAUGCUUUCCAAGGCCAGGAACGAGAUGUGGUUAUAAUGUCUUGUGUCCGUGCCUCAAAUCAUGGAGUGGGCUUUGUUGCAGAUAUUUGUCGAAUGAAUGUUGCUGUUAAUCGUGCUAGAAGAGAGCUCUUUGGGUAA